This is a messenger RNA of Cladophialophora immunda, 1830 nucleotides long. RefSeq lists its product as uncharacterized. Gene Ontology annotation, cellular component: cytoplasm; nucleus. Gene Ontology annotation, biological process: DNA damage response. NCBI's taxonomy places the organism in Eukaryota, Fungi, Ascomycota, Eurotiomycetes, Chaetothyriales, Herpotrichiellaceae. Gene Ontology annotation, molecular function: phosphatase activity. Bases 107 to 1591 code for a protein of 494 amino acids. The record is from RefSeq and is a predicted model, not a curated record. The transcript is spliced from 2 exons.
CCUAUAUCACUCAGUUUCUACUCCAAUUUCUGUUUGCAUAGAAGGAAAUAAAGAGAAAGGACAUCGACUUUGAUCCUUGCAGCGUCUCUCCGCCGGCAAAGACAGAAUGGAGUACGAUCCCAAAGUCCCGACCUACCAGACGUCGGACCCCACAUCCUUUGCUCACAAGUCUGCACGGGAGCGAUGGCCGGCCAUAAUCACAGGCGCCAUAGACGACGUUCACCGGACCGUCUCCAAGCUGCCCGACUCGGACAAGGAUGCCUUGGCAGAGGGCAAAUCCAUCAUCUCGACGCUCGGGUCGCUAAAGUACGAGUUACAACAUAAUCGGAAAUUGUCGCCGAUCCCGGACGACGGGUACCCGGACGUGGAAGGAUACAACCAGGAGCUGGCGGCGCGGGGGCCCCCGACGUGGCACAACGUCGAGUGGCUGUUCGCGGAAUGCUACCUGUACCGCCGAGUGGCGACGCUGUUCUCGACGGCCCAGACCCGGUUCUGGCGCGACUACGACCCGUUCUACCGGCAGAAGAUGGAGACGUUCAAGUCGUCGCGGCCGGCGGUGCUGGAGCUCGCGGCCGAGUACCGCGCGAUCAUGGCGCGGAUCCAGUCCUCCAAGGCGCACGCGCCGGUGGCGGCCGGGGUGACGGACGCGCGGCAGAUCGAGGACGCCGAGAGGCUGCUGUUCGUCGAGAUGGCCGAGAUCUGCCUGUGGGGCAACGCCACGGACCUGUCGCUCCUCACCAGCCUGACGUACGAGGACAUCCAGAAGCUGCAGGGCAGCGGCGCGCGCAAGGAGGCGGAGAAGAACGUCCUGGUCAACGACCUGGGGCGGGCGUUCCAGGUGCUUCACGCCGCGCACCGCGCCGGCAAGGGGCGGCGCCGCGUCGACAUCGUGCUGGACAACGCCGGCUUCGAGCUCUUCGUCGACCUCGUGCUGGCCGGGUACUUGCUCGCCACGGGCCUGGCCACCGAGGUCGUCCUGCACCCAAAGGACAUCCCCUGGUUCGUCAGCGACGUCGUGCCCAAGGACUUCCAGGCCCUGCUCCAGGCCAUGGCCGACCCGAAGGCGUUCUACGAGAAGAAGAAUAAUCCCGAUGACGACGACAACGCCGGGAAGACAUCGUCGCCGCCACCAGCACCGCUGUCGGACGAAGAGGCCGCCAACAUCCAAUUCCUCUUCGACCACUGGAGCCACCUGCACAGCGAGGGCAAAUUGAUCCUCCGGCCGAACCGGUUCUGGACCCACGCCGGCAGCUUCUGGCGCAUGCCGCACGUCGCGCCGGGCCUGGUGGAGGAUCUGAAGGAGAGCGAGCUGGUGAUUUUCAAGGGGGACUUGAACUACAGGAAGUUGACUGGCGAUGCUGCCUGGCCCGCCACCACACCCUUCACGGAAGCCAUCGGUCCACUCGGCCCGUCAUCAGGCAUCAGAGUGCUCGCGCUGCGCACAUGCAAGGCAGACGUCGUAGUCGGGCUACCCGAAGGCAAGGACGAAGAGACCCGCGGAAUGGAAGGCGGCGGCGGCGACUCGGGGGCGAGAAUGUGGGCGUGGAGCGGCAAGUGGGCCGUCGUGCAGUUCUCUGAUGGCAAGGCUUGAGGACUCACUGGGCUAGAAGAAGCUCUCCGUUUCUUUGUGGUUGUUUCUCCUCAACACAAGCGAUCUUUGAGCGCUAGAGCAGCAGGUAGACCAGAGCCUGGACAGGGACAGUUUUAGAAAAUAGAUGGAUGGAGAACAGAGAACUGGUAACAAGUUCCGGGGUCGACAGACAAUAGCCAGUGAGGUUCGACGUGAUUGAUAUAUUCCACUGGACAGAUGAGCAUUGACGAGGCUGUAAU